Molecule: messenger RNA, 843 nt
Organism: Oryza sativa Japonica Group (Japanese rice)
Lineage: Eukaryota; Viridiplantae; Streptophyta; Magnoliopsida; Poales; Poaceae
Source: RefSeq, a predicted model, not a curated record
UAAUAAAUACUCCACUGGUGUACUGCAGUAUGCACAGGCUAGACACUUGCUAGCUAGCUCGAUCGGUCACUGGCCACUUCACAUCUUCUUGCUCGCUCGCUCGAUCGAUUGCUUACAAGGUUUCAUGGCCACUAACAAUCCGGUCAGUCUCAAAGCAGAGGAGCAGAAAUGCUAUGGCGGCGGCGGCGGCCGGGUCAUUCAGGCAAUCACGAUGCUCGUGGCGACGGCGGUCACGGCGCAGGCGGCGUACCGGGCUCGCCGGGAGCCAUGGGACCUCGCCUUCGUGCUCUUCGCCUACGCCGACCUGGGCCUCCUCUUCCUGUGCCUCUCGAUGUACGAGCGCCUGCCGCCUCCGCUGGAAGAAAUACAGAAGGGGGACAGCGGCGACGACGGUGCGGCCGUGAGGCGGCGGCUCAAGAUGGCCGUGUGGGCGCUGUCGACGGCGCUGAGCGUCGCCUUCGCGUGGCGCGUGGCGGCGGUCAUGCCGGCGCCGGCGAUGAGGGCCGCCGUCUGGGGCAUGACGUCGACGGUGGCGGUCGCCGGUUUCUACCUACUGUUCGUCUACAGGCCUGUGACCAUUUCCUCCUACUCCGAAAUGGAUACCUGCAAACACAAGCAGUCGUCGCCCAAGCUCGACCAGAUGGUAUAACGAACAAUGUGGAGAAGAGGAGCUUAAUGUUUAAUCUUGUAAUCAAUAUAAAUUUGAUAGCAAUAAUAAGUGAAUUCCCCAUUCACAUAUACUACGUCUUCUCUCGGAAUGGUGGAAUCUCUCUUUUUUACGGUUUUUAUAAAUUAGGCCAUGAUAUUUUCUAAUAUUAUGAAUUGUCCAGUAUUUGUUAUAAA